AUGGCAGAUUUCGAAGAAGCGUCUCCCUCUCAUGAAGAGAAUGAGGGACAGCUUUGGAAUGAUCUUGAUAAAUGCGUCUCGAACAAAUGCGAUUCCCACGAAACGAUCGACGACGCCCUGCGUACCUGGAUAGAUCUAACGACCCGACUCCGCGACUAUUACUACGAAACUCAGGACGAAGUUGUGACUUGCGCGCGGAUGCUUCUUGGCAGUAGUCUAUUUCAAGACAAUAAGGACUAUGUUCGCACCCAGAUUAUCUACAGUCUGCUGCAGGAAGACGAAGCAGGGUCCUUGCAUGCCAUAGUUUGCCUGCUUCUGCUCGACGGCUGCCAGGAUGAUACCAUGUUCCCUCGCAUGGUGAAUGAGGCCUGCUUUCCUCGACUAUUGGAGCUCAUCAACAGUCAGCGAGACGAGAACCAGGAUCCGCGUCUGCACCGGCUCCUUUUGCAGCUCAUGUACGAGAUGUCGCGUAUGGAGCGACUUCGAGUUGAUGAUCUACAUAUGGUGGACGACGAAUUCGUGCAUUACCUUUUCGCCUUGAUCGAGGAAUUGUCUGAUGAUGCGCAUGACCCAUAUCAUUAUCCUACUAUUCGAGUUCUGCUUGUUUUAAACGAACAGUAUAUGCUUGCUUCCACCGACGUUAAGGAUCCAUCCGCCCCGAAACCGCGCCUGACGAACAGAAUUGUUAAAUGCCUAAGUCUUCAUGGAGCCUCGUUUCGAACGUUUGGCGAGAAUAUCAUUCUGCUUCUGAAUCGAGAAACCGAGACUUCUCUACAGCUGCUUAUUCUGAAGCUACUGUAUUUGCUAUUCACAAACAAAGCGACAUACGAGUACUUUUAUACCAACGACUUACGAGUGCUUUUGGACGUUAUUAUCCGAAACCUGAUGGAUUUGCCGGACGAAAAGAUAUCCCUGAGACAUACAUACCUGCGAGUACUCUACCCGUUACUGGCGCAUACACAACUGAGCCAGCCGCCGCAUUAUAAACAAGACGAGAUCCUUCGCGUGCUUAAUAUUCUGCGAGGUUCACAGAAUGUACACUUUGCACCUGCAGACGAUACUACGCUUAGGUUGGUUGAGCGUGUGUCAAAGGUCAAAUGGAUUGAAGAUGCGCAAUCGCCUACAGUAGGGUCGGGCGAAGCCGAGGUCGCCCGCAGAUUCCUAGGUAUCAGCCUAUCGCGCUCGCAAACCGCGAGUAGUGUCAGUGUGAGCGACGUCGCGGCAGUUAAGGAGAAGCCGGGAGUGCAAACACCCAGUCGAUCAGGCGAGGGGGCCGACGCCGGUGAAUCAGAAGCAGAAGAGGGCGUCACGAUGGCUCCCAGGCCCAAGAAGCCGUUGCCAGAGGUGCCUAAGCAUCGCCAUGGAAUACCGUUUGCACAAAAGUUGGUCAAUGGAGAAAAGAAGAAGACGCCUCCCAAGGCGCCACCACCACGCCGAUGGGGAAAGAUGAAGACGGUUGAGAGGCCUCCUGCAGACCCCGUUCCUGAGCAGUAG
Fusarium coffeatum is the source of this 1494-nucleotide messenger RNA. RefSeq lists its product as uncharacterized. The record is from RefSeq and is a predicted model, not a curated record. Gene Ontology annotation, cellular component: actin cortical patch. Gene Ontology annotation, molecular function: Arp2/3 complex binding. The transcript is spliced from 3 exons. The coding region runs from base 1 to 1494 and encodes 497 amino acids. Lineage: Eukaryota; Fungi; Ascomycota; Sordariomycetes; Hypocreales; Nectriaceae. Gene Ontology annotation, biological process: actin cortical patch assembly; actin cortical patch localization; endocytosis.